AUGUGUGAAAACGAAGACUCAUUAGAUAUCGGUACUGUAAAUACUGAGGAUAGAUUAACAAAACAAGAUUCAUUACGGUCAGAAAGUCCGUCAUCAAUAACUGGAGCUAAGCCUAAAAAGAAGACUAAAUCACGACGACGUUUAAAUGCACUGAUGUCUAAUGUUUCGAUCCAUUUUUCUGAUACUGAUUCAGAAGGUGAAUUAACAAUUAUUAAUCCACAAUUACGUAGUCCGUCAAAGCAACGACGAUUACCGACCGUUAAUGGCAUUCAUGAUAAUAAUAAUCAAGUAGCGCCAACCAUAUCAGUGACACUGGAAAAUGCGGAUGCUGAAUCGCAAGAUUUACAGUGGGACGGUCUUGGUGGAUUUCCAAAUGUCGAUAGACGCAGUAGUUUUGCUGAUAAUCUGACGGACGUUGAUGAAAUUUAUAUGGGCAGUGAUCAGGAGUCUGGUGGAAAUAAUAAAAUUGAACGAAAAGGUUUGACAGUAAUGGAAAAUACUUGUCAAGGUGAAACAGAUCUUGAAGAUGUAUCUAAUGAUGAAGAUGCUAAUGACAAUGACGAUUCAAUUGAACCCCCAAUUUUAGUACCUCAUGCAUUAGAUAUUUUACGUGAAUUUGGUGGUGGUGGUACGAUCACUACCAAAGAGGGAGAUGGCCCCUUUUCUGCGGAGAUAAGAAAGCAAAUGUCGGUUGAUGAAGAAAACUAUGAAGAAGAAACUGGUAAACAUGAAAAUAUAGAUGAUUUGUUGUUGAUAAACGGUGAAACUGAUACUGAAGACGUGGAAGCGUCUGAUGAAGAAGAAGAAGUUGAUGGUGCUUGUGGACAAAAAGAAGUUAUUGAAGAUUUAGAUUUAUUGGCUGGUUCACAAGUUGUUGUAAAAAAUGUUAACAAAAUGGAAGAUUUGUUGAGUGUUAGAGAUGCUGGCGAUGAUGGCCUUGCUGACGGUCUUACUGAUGUUGAAGAUUUUGAAUAA
Microplitis demolitor is the source of this 975-nucleotide messenger RNA. RefSeq lists its product as uncharacterized. Bases 1 to 975 code for a protein of 324 amino acids. The record is from RefSeq and is a predicted model, not a curated record. NCBI's taxonomy places the organism in Eukaryota, Metazoa, Arthropoda, Insecta, Hymenoptera, Braconidae. The transcript has a single exon.